Messenger RNA from Brassica oleracea var. oleracea, 636 nucleotides. RefSeq names its product peroxiredoxin-2E, chloroplastic. The record is from RefSeq and is a predicted model, not a curated record. Gene Ontology annotation, biological process: cellular response to oxidative stress; hydrogen peroxide catabolic process; cell redox homeostasis. Gene Ontology annotation, molecular function: thioredoxin peroxidase activity. Lineage: Eukaryota; Viridiplantae; Streptophyta; Magnoliopsida; Brassicales; Brassicaceae. Bases 16 to 510 code for a protein of 164 amino acids. The transcript has a single exon. Gene Ontology annotation, cellular component: cytoplasm.
UUAAGACCAUGAUUAAUGGAAAUUUUUAUGGUAGAUUUUUUAGUCAAAUAUAAGAAAUCGUCUCUUAACCCAGCUACCAACGACUUCAAAACAGUCACCGUCUCCUCCCUAACCGCCGGGAAGAAAACCAUCCUCUUCGCCGUCCCGGGAGCCUUCACACCCACCUGCUCGCAGAAACACGUCCCCGGAUUCGUCUCCAAAGCCGCAGAGCUCAGAUCCAAAGGCGUCGACGUCAUCGCGUGCGUCUCCGUGAACGACGCGUUCGUGAUGGAAGCGUGGAGGAAGGACCUCGGAAUCAACGACGAGGUGAUGCUUCUCUCGGAUGGUAACGGAGAGUUCACGGGGAAGCUUGGUGUGGAGUUGGAUUUGAGGGAUAAGCCGGUGGGACUCGGAGUUAGGUCGAGGAGAUACGCGAUUCUGGCGGAGGAUGGUGUUGUGAAGGUUCUGAAUCUUGAAGAAGGAGGCGCUUUUACGAACAGUAGUGCUGAAGAUAUGCUUAAAGCUCUUUGAUUCUGUUUGUGUUCUGUUUUUACUGUCUUCUCAUGUGUUGGACUUGGAGCUUUCAGAUUCUAUAUAUAUCAUCGGUUAAUGUAAUAACAAAUCGGAAUGUUUAGACCGUAUGUUUGUUUCGAGUUA